AUGGCUACUUCAUCUCCUAAACUCUUCCUUCUUCUCUUAACAAUACUCUUCUCACAUACUUGGGUUGUCAACUCCUCUGAAUCUGAUACUUACGUUUAUAGCCAAAAUUCUUCCUGCGUGACUACCCGAGACUCUGAAGUUUGCUAUAAUAAUUCCACCUCAAUACAUGUAAGUCAUGAAGGCACCAACAUUAACAUUAACAGCAACGGCAGCAGCAACAGCAACAGCAACAGCAACCUUCUUCAGUCACUCCAAGUAGCAAUAUCUGAAACCAAAAAGCUAUCUGAUCAAUUCAUCAAUGCUGGAUACCCAAACAUCAUAGAAAACAAAAUAGGAGCAGUCCAAGACUGUAGGGAACUCCACCAAUCCACCUUGGCUUCCUUAAUACGAUCACAAUCAAGGAUUAGUUCCCCAAACUCCAAAAAUUUAAUUGAUGCAAGAACCUACCUCAGUGCAGCACUGACCAACAAGAACACAUGCCUAGAAAGCCUACAUUAUGCUUCGGGUACCCUGAAGCAAGUUCUGGUGAAUUCUGUGAUCAACACUUACAAGCAUGUCGGCAAUUCUCUUUCAAUGGUCCCUAAGCCUGAGAUAAGGGUUCCCAAGCAUAACCGGCGUUUGAUGGGUGUUCCAACAUGGUUGUCAAGCAAAGACCGUCGUUUCUUGCAAAGCACGGAACACGACCCUAAAGAAGUGCUUGUUGUGGCUGCUGAUGGAACAGGAAACUUUAGCACCAUCACUGAAGCUAUCAGAUUUGUUCCAAAUAACAGCUUUUAUAGGACAAUGAUCUAUGUCAAAGAAGGGAUUUACGAGGAAAAUGUUGAAAUCCCAAGUUAUAAGACCAAUAUUUCUCUGUUUGGCGAUGGAAGUGACGCCACUGUUAUCACCGGCAGCAGAAGCAUGGAUGGUGGCUGGACCACUUUCAAAUCUGCAACUCUAGCGGUCUCUGGUGAAGGCUUUCUGGGACGUGAUAUAGGUUUUGAGAACAAAGCAGGGGCAGAGAAACAUCAAGCAGUUGCAUUGAGAGUGAAUGCAGACAAGACUGCUUUUUACAGGUGUGCCAUGCAUGGUUACCAAGACACUCUUUACGUUCACUCCUUUAGACAAUUCUAUAGAGAGUGUGACGUUUAUGGGACCAUAGAUUUCAUAUUUGGGAAUGCAGCUGUGGUUUUACAAGCAUGUAAAAUUGAGUCCAGAAUGCCACUUCCUGGCCAAAUCACUGUCAUUACUGCACAGUCCAGAGACACUCCUGAUGAGGACACUGGCAUCUCAAUCCAAAACUGUUCUAUUUUAGCUAACAAAGAUUUGGAUUCCAACAUUGGCAGCUUCAAGAGCUACCUUGGGAGGCCAUGGAAGCCUUAUUCCCGUACUGUUUACCUUGAGUCCUACAUUGAUGAUUUUAUUGACCCAAUGGGGUGGACAAAAUGGUCUCUUGAUCAAGUCUUGUUUGACAAACUGUAUUUUGGAGAGUAUAAGAAUUAUGGGCCUGGUGCAGGGAUACAAAACCGAAUAGAAUGGCUUGGGUUCCAUUCAAUGAAUUACGAUAGUGCCUAUGACUUCACAGUUUCAGAGUUCAUUGCUCGUAGUGGUGAUGACUGGCUUCGGAGUAUUUCCUUGCCUUAUGAUGAUGGCAUUUAA
Molecule: messenger RNA, 1638 nt
Organism: Gastrolobium bilobum
Lineage: Eukaryota; Viridiplantae; Streptophyta; Magnoliopsida; Fabales; Fabaceae
Product: probable pectinesterase/pectinesterase inhibitor 12
Exons: 2
Coding region: 1-1638 (545 amino acids)
Biological process (GO): cell wall modification
Molecular function (GO): pectinesterase activity; pectinesterase inhibitor activity
Source: RefSeq, a predicted model, not a curated record